This is a messenger RNA of Amorphotheca resinae ATCC 22711, 1449 nucleotides long. RefSeq lists its product as hypothetical. The transcript is spliced from 2 exons. Bases 1 to 1449 code for a protein of 482 amino acids. The record is from RefSeq and is a predicted model, not a curated record. Gene Ontology annotation, molecular function: zinc ion binding; DNA-binding transcription factor activity, RNA polymerase II-specific. NCBI's taxonomy places the organism in Eukaryota, Fungi, Ascomycota, Leotiomycetes, Helotiales, Amorphothecaceae. Gene Ontology annotation, biological process: regulation of DNA-templated transcription.
AUGGAGUCGCCCAACCCAGAAUCCCCCGGAGCAAAGCGGAAACGCAGUCCUGUUGAGGAACCUGUCACGAGACCGCUGCCACCGCCGCCGCAAGUAGCUCACCCGAGCAAUAUUACGCAAAUCAAUUACUUGGUGAAGGCGAGAGCUGAGAAGCUGAAGUUGAUUGAAGGGGAUAUGGACACUUUUGGUGAUGUUCUGGCUAUGAUUGAUGAUUAUGAAGGCGUUCUCCAGCGCCAUGAGAGUUUGGCCGCCAAUCUUGGAGCCAAACUUACUGGACCUCUGCUUCUAAAGUCUUUUGAGAAACUUUUUGAUGGCCCUAUCAAGGUCGUUCAAGACUCUUUUGGUCUGGCUCAGUCACCCCCAUCCUGGCUCGAUAUAGUUAACUUCGCGCGGGCCAGUCCUUCUGACUUCAUCUUGAGUGAGGCGGGCAAUGGUAGCAAAAUCUGUCGCCUUUACAUCCGCGGGGGACAAGUCGAGAUCUCCGAGGAGGAUUAUCGCUUGGUCAAGUCCGGGGCCCCCGAGCGAGUGAUCCCGAAUCAACCUAUCGCCGAAGACGAGUUGGCGGAAGUAGGCACGCUGAACAUUCUCGAGGCUCGUCUUGCCAUGCUCAUCAAGAGAGCCGAUGCAGUUGCCGGCAAAGCAAGACAACUCAACUAUCAUCUCAAAGGUCGGAAAUCGGCCAUCAUGGCGCGGAAGGCUGGAGAUCAGGCUGCGGUUGAAGGCCAUCAAACACGCACAUUCACAGCCCAACCUUUCUCCGCCAUCAACGCCCGGUCACCAAACCCAGUUAGCAAUGAAGCUGCAAAGUUACAGCAAGAUCUCCUGGAACAGUUCACAUCUGGUGAUCGUCGCAGUCCCAUGACAUAUCAGCCCCGACCGAAAGUUAACCGCAUAAACACCGACGCCUUCCAUACCUUUAAUACAGGACCACAAGAUUUCGACCGUCGGUUGUCCCAACCCCUCACAGGCUCCGACGAGAGCACUGAAAACCAAUACCGGAUCCGGAUGGCUGCUAAGAUCGAGAAAUUAGCUCGAGGAGACGCCAUCUACCCCCCAUGUGACAGAUGCCGACGUCUGAACUUCGAUUGCACCAAGCAUCUCACCGCUUGCACGGCAUGCACAAAGAAACACGCAAAAUGUUCGUGGCGGGAUAUCCGAGACAGCGAGCUGGGUUCGGUGCCGCAGUUCGCUAACGGGGCUUCUCCGCCAGCUGGCGAGAACGGCAGUCUUCACGGAAGUCCUCUGGCCGGGAAUCCAGAUCCUGGACCUGGGGCGCUUCAGGAGAAGAGGGGCAGCAUGGUCGUCGAACCGUCGCAGCAGCAGAGGACGGGCGGAAAGGGUACCGAGGGCCAUGCGCCUGUCCAUCGACGAGCGGACAGCUUGGCGGAGGAGGGAGCUAUAUUAACGCAGAUUGCUUCAGCGGCUACGGCUACUACGCGACCUCGUUGA